GAAGAGCAACGCCUUCACCUGAAUGAGCCUCUCUCACAGAUGCCCUAACUACGUCGACCGGCCAUGGUUGUAAUAUUUACUAUUGAUUGGCACACUAUGAGGUGUUCAAUCUGAAAAUCAACUCUUCGGCAUAUACACGUAGUUCUAACCUGACCAUCCGUAUGCGAAUGGGAUUCGGUAUGAAAAUGCGUGUUGGAGAUGUAGGCUAAUUCUAAAGGAACCUUCAACUAUUCUGAACAUCAGCACAGAAGGAGCUUUUACACUGUGAACAAUCAACCAGCACAGCCAUGGCCUCCCUCGGUGGUCUGUUGCCAAGGGGAACAGUCCUUGCUGAACGAUAGAAAUAUAGAGUUAAGGAGAGACAGAGCAGCCUUGAGGUACAGAAGAAGAGAUGGUCGUCACUGACAGGAGUUCCAGCACUCCUGUGCCCAAGAAGCAGGAUCCAAAGAAGAAGAAGAGGAAGUCCCGCCCCCAUGGCCUGCCCUCCCCAGCGUUGUGCUGCGCAUGCGGCCUGUGCAUCAUGCUGGCAGGCAUCAACAUCACCCUGGUGGGGGCAUUCGCCUUCAGCACCUUGGUGCCCUCUGCCAACCCUCCCAUCAUCAUAGGGCCCAUCCUGCUCCUGGUGGCCUUCUCUUUCUUCGGAGCGUGCUGUGUCUGCAGCCGCUUGCCCCCCGCCCAGGGCUCCCGGAGAUCGAAGGUGGGCGGGAGGAGCAUGGGGAUGAUGGGGCGGGGAGGUUUAGCUGGGGGAGCGACGUUUGAGAUCGAGACAAGUGAGCACACUUUGCAGGACACCACGGCAGUACAGCUUAGCCCCUCGGCCUCGCCGGGGUCAUCACGGGCGUCCAGCCCCGAACGGGAUGCUCCUGACCCCGCCCCCCCAGGGACCUGCAAGCUCUUCACCAUGGAGACCAAUGGCCCCACCUCUGCCACGGCCUACUACUCUGCCUCCUCAGCCGGGGGAGGGGCUGUGAGGCUCAACCUGCCACGUGAUGAUAUGGCCACCUAGCACAGCCCUGACUUACGCACUGAAGCAAGAGCCUCAUGCCCCAGGGGACUGAUGCAAAACUAUGUAAAUAUGAACUAGGAUUGAUGAUAUACAGACAGUAUUUCAGUGUGUCUAGCCAUUUUGUGUAGUGCCAUUUUUCAUGUUUAUGACAAGCUAUCAGAGUUUUAUUGCAUUUGUUUUUGUUUUUUCCAAAAGCCAAACAGUAAUUAGCAUGCAAUUCAACGUUGAAGGAACGUGGGUGACGAUUUCGUUGGAAUUGAUGUUCCUACCUCCUCAGAACUGUUCUCUUUAGAAUCCUCUCUUAACAUGCAUGGGGCAUUAUUAUAAGCAUUUUCUAACCGGAAAGCAAAAUGAGGGAAUUGAAGCGUUUUCUCUGUGGCAUUUCUGAGGGGUAAAACAAAGUGAUGUGUCCCAUUUCUUUGACCGUCUGAACCUCAGUGAUGGACAUUUCAGCUGAUUACUCUGACGCAACUUUGUUGUUGUUGCCAGAACUGAAAGGUUUGACACGAAAUGGCAAUGAGUUUAAUGCUAUCAUUUAAAUACUUAGUGAUGUUUGACAUUACAGUAUGUGCUGCUUUGGUCUUAAAUUAGAUUCAAAGAUGGGGUCGCAAGAUUCCUUUGCAAUAUAAUCUCAACUGAAAGGAUCAGCAACAGAGGACUAAUAAUAUUAAUUUUUCCUCAAUUGUUUCUACAGACAAAACAUUAUGGAUGAUAUGCAGUGUACAUCAGUGGUUGGCAACAAGUGGCCUGCGGGCCAAAACUGGGUCGCAAGUGAUUCGUUUUUUGGAAUCAGAAUUUUUACUACAAACAUAGAAAUGCGCCAUUUUCACAUACAGUGGCAAGAAAAUCCUUUGGAAUUACCUGGAUUCCUGCAUAAAUUGGUCAUAAAAGCCACAACAAUAAACAAACUGCUUAAACUCAAACAAUUAUACGUCUUUAUUGAAUACACCAUGUAAUUUUUUUUUUAUACCUUUUUAUUUAACUAGGCAGGUCAGUUAAGAACAAAUUAUUAUGUUCAAUGAUGGCCUAGGAACAGUGGGUUAAUUGCCUGUUCAGGGGCAGAACGACAGAUUGUCAGCUCGGGGGGGUUGAACUUGCAACCUUCCGGUUUCUAGUCCAACUCUCUAACCACUAGGCUACCCUGCCGCCCCAUGUAAAAAUUCAGUGUAGGGUGUAAAAAGUAUGUGAACUCUUGGAUUUAAUAACUGGUUGACCCUCCUUUGGCAGCAAUAAACUCAACCAACCUUUUCUGUAAUAGGGAUCAGACCUGCACAAUGGUCAGGAGGAAUUUUGAACCACUUUACAAAACUGUUUCAGUUCAGCAAUAUUCUUGGGAUGUCUGGUGUGAACUGCUCGAGGUCAUGCCACGCCAUUUUAAAUCAGCUUGAGGUCAGGACUCUGACUGGGCCACUUAAGGUAUAUUUUCUUCUGUUGAAGCCAUUCUGUUGAUGAUUUACUUCUGUCUUUUGGGUUGUUGUCCUGUUGCAUCACCCAACUUCGGUUGAGCUUCAAUUGGGGGACACAGCCUUACAUUCUCCUACAAAAUGUAUUGAUAAACUUGGGAGUUCAUUUUUCCGUCGACGAUAGCAAGCUGUCCAGGCCCUGAGGCAGCAAAGCAUCCCCAAACCAUGAUGCUCCCUCCACCAUACUUUACAGUUGGGAUGAGGUUUUGAUGUUGGUGUGCUGUGCCUUUUUUUUUCUCCACAGUUGCGUGUUCCUUCUAAACAACUCAACUGUUUCAUCUGUCCACAGAACAUUUUGCCAGAAGUGCUGUGGAACAUCCAGGUGUUCUUUUGCAAACUUCAGACAUGCAGCAAUUAUUUUUUUGGACAGCAGUGGCUUCUUCCGUGGUAUCCUCCCAUGAUCAAAGUUCUUGUUUUAUGUUUCAUAGACUCAUCAACAGAGAUGGCAUUCCAGAGAAUUCUGUAAGUCUUUAGCUGACACUAGGAUUCUUCUUAACCUCAUUGAGCAUUCUGCACUGUGCUUUUGCAGUCAUCUUUGCAGGGAAGCCACUCCUAGGGAGAGUAGCAACAGUGCAGAAAUUUGUCUUACCGUGGACUGAUUUUAGAGAAUUUUGUAAUCCUUUCCAGCUUUUUGCAAGUCAACAAAUCUUAGGUCUUCUGAGAUCUCUUUUGUUUGAGGCAUGAUUCACGUCAGGCAAUGCUUCUUGUGAAUAGAAAACCUCCAAUUUUGUGAUAAAAAAAAAAAAAAAUGAUAGGGCAGCUCUCUCUCCAAUCUUGUCUCAUAGGUUAGCUGACUCCUGACUCCAAUUAGCUUUUGGAAAUGUCAUUUGCCGAGGGGUUCACAUACUGUUCCCAACCUACACUGUGAAUGUUUGAAUUAUGUAUUCAAUAUAUUUUGUGUGUUUAUUAGUUUAAGCACUCUGUGUUUGUCCAUUGUCUAUGAAGAUCAGAUCAAAUUUUAUGACUAAUUUAUGCUGAAAUUCAGGUAUUUCCUAAAGGUUCACUUACUUUUUCUUGCCACUAUGGUGAUGUUGGGGUAGUGCUGGACAUGAUUUAAUAUGAAGUCGAAAAUGUUUGACAUGUUCCGUUAGGUAUAGCCCUAUGUCUAACAUGGACAUCACACCAAGAUCCAAACUGCUUCAAUAUUGAUUCAGAAGAUUGAACAUGCUUUGAUUUUCUAUACAGAAUAAACAACUUCUUUCUUGAACUGCAUUGUUGGUUAAGGGCUUGUAAGUAGCAUUUCACGGUAAGGUUGUAUUUGGCGCAUGUGACAAAGUUUGAUUUGAACUAGUUUACCAUGUCCCAGCCAAGUGUUUUGACACAGCCUAAUAUUUGUAUUUCAUGUGAGGAAAGUCAACUCCCCCUACAGGGAGUGGGCUUGUUGUAAAUGUGUGUAGUGUCAAGAUGUAUGUAAACUAUCAAUGUUGGCCAUUGUAUUUCAAAAUGUAUUCUGGUUUGAUAACAUCUUUAACAAUGUAUUUUUUUGAAAAUUAAAUUGACUUAAUUUGAUAACAAUACAUGUGAUACUACUAAAAUAUCAAUAAAAUACAUGCUCUU
Molecule: messenger RNA, 4026 nt
Organism: Oncorhynchus masou masou (cherry salmon)
Lineage: Eukaryota; Metazoa; Chordata; Actinopteri; Salmoniformes; Salmonidae
Product: transmembrane protein 275-like
Exons: 2
Coding region: 392-1006 (204 amino acids)
Source: RefSeq, a predicted model, not a curated record